Molecule: messenger RNA, 1191 nt
Organism: Oryzias latipes (Japanese medaka)
Lineage: Eukaryota; Metazoa; Chordata; Actinopteri; Beloniformes; Adrianichthyidae
Gene: hoxa9b
Product: homeobox A9b
Biological process (GO): DNA-templated transcription; proximal/distal pattern formation; anterior/posterior pattern specification
Cellular component (GO): nucleus
Molecular function (GO): DNA-binding transcription factor activity, RNA polymerase II-specific; RNA polymerase II cis-regulatory region sequence-specific DNA binding
Source: RefSeq, marked provisional
GCACAAAAAGCGACACCUUACCAUGCAAUGAAUCCGUUUUUGCGCAAAAGUGCAAAGCUGUAAAACGCAUUUUUGGACGUUUGCAUUUGCAAUUAUUUUAUACUCAAAUAUUAUUUUGACCUUUUUUUGCAAUGUCGACGAUGGGGAGAAGCUAUUAUGUAGAUGCACGGAUUCUUCCUGAGCAGGAAGACAUGGCACCGAUGUUCUCCUCAGCUUCAGGGGUGGAGCAAACGGCGGUCACUGAAUAUGGCGGACAGGAGUCGUGUCUUUUGCAAGCAAAAUCCUCUAUUUUUGGCGGAUCUUGGAGCGCCAUUUCAGCCCACCCUGGAAGCGCAAUCACUCCGACCUAUUAUGCAAGUGGUGACAGUGAUGGCAUGUUUACGCGUUCGUGGGCUCUGGAUCCAGUCUCUGCGUCUCUGUGUUUGACGGGAUUACCCUCGACAGCCGUGCAUUAUGAGAUCAAACCUGAGCCCGUUGCAGGCAGUGCAGAAUGCAUGACUUUGGAGACGCACACUCCUCUUCUGGUUGACAUUGAAAACGGAGCGUCUUUUGUGGAUAUCGAGUCCUCCACCUCCUCUAAAGUUCCAGAAGAAAACCAGACAGAAGGAGAAAACAAGAAGACAAGCCAUUUCCCAGAUAACCCGUCGUCCAGUUGGCUGCAAGCGAAGCCCACCAGGAAAAAACGAUGUCCAUACACAAAGCAUCAAAUCCUGGAACUGGAAAAGGAGUUUCUGUUCAACAUGUACCUCCCGCGUGACCGCAGAUAUGAAGUAGCCAGACUUCUGAAUUUGACUGAGAGGCAGGUGAAGAUAUGGUUCCAAAACCGCAGAAUGAAGAUGAAGAAGGAAAACAAGGACCGUCGGAGAGACAGUUAGCGCUCAUAGCCGGGUGGGUGGGUGGUGUUGGUUGGGAUGGGGGGUACAGCUUGUUCCUUGUGUUGUUAUUGUUGUGCUUUAAAUAAAUGCUGGAGGAUUUAUUCCCUUUGUUUAAUGUUUGUGAGAUCACGACUUUAACUGUACUUGUUGCACAUGAUUAAAUCUGUUUGCAUGUAAUGUUCUCCUUGAAUGUUCUGUGGCUACCUAUGUUUUCAUGGUUUACGUUAAUAUUUUAGCAGAAUUUAGAGUUUUCUAACUAAAUUGAUGUGUUCUGUGUAAAACACGUCUACAUACCUCAUACCUCGCCAGCUCUCUG